Messenger RNA from Symbiodinium sp. CCMP2592, 837 nucleotides. The record is from the annotation of a GenBank genome assembly. NCBI's taxonomy places the organism in Eukaryota, Dinophyceae, Suessiales, Symbiodiniaceae.
AUGGGGUUCGUCACUUACCCGCAGGAUUGGGACCAGUUUUGGCAGUCGCAGCUGGCAGUGGUCAUACUUGUGCAGUGCGGGCAGAUGGUCGGCUCAUCUGUUUUGGAAAGAAUCGAGAUGGGCAGUGUGAUGUGCCAGCAGAUUUGGGACCAAUUUUGGCAGUCGCAGCUGGCUACUAUCAUACCUGUGCAGUGCGGGCAGAUGGUCGGCUCAUCUGUUUUGGAAAGAAUCGAGAUGGGCAGUGUGAUGUGCCAGCAGAUUUGGGACCAGUUUUGGCAGUCGCAGCUGGCCCCUACCAUACCUGUGCAGUACGGGCAGAUGGUCGGCUCAUCUGUUUUGGAUGGAAUCAAGAAGGGCAGAAUCAAGAUGGGCAGUGUGAUGUGCGAGCAGAUUUGGGACCAAUUUUGGCAGUCGCAGCAGCUGGCUACUAUCAUACCUGUGCAGUGCGGGCAGAUGGUCAGCUCAUCUGUUUUGGAAGGAAUCAUGAUGGGCAGUGUGAUGUGCCAGCAGAUUUGGGACCAGUUUUGGCAGUCGCAGCUGGCCCCUACCAUACCUGUGCAGUACGGGCAGAUGGUCGGCUCGUCUGUUUUGGAAGGAAGCAAGAUGGCCAGUGUGAUGUGCCAGCAGAUUUGGGACCAAUUUUGGCAGUCGCAGCUGGCUACUAUCAUACCUGCGCAGUGCGGUCAGAUGGUCGGCUCAUCUGUUUUGGAUGGAAUCGAGAUGGGCAGUGUGAUGUGCCAGCAGAUUUGGGACCAGUCUCGGCAGUCGCAGCUGGCUUCGAACAUACGUGAGCAGUGUGAGCAAAUUGGUUCUGGACACAACAAGUGGGCAGUAUAA